Messenger RNA from Aureobasidium pullulans EXF-150, 950 nucleotides. RefSeq lists its product as uncharacterized. The coding region runs from base 279 to 818 and encodes 179 amino acids. Lineage: Eukaryota; Fungi; Ascomycota; Dothideomycetes; Dothideales; Saccotheciaceae. The transcript has 2 exons. The record is from RefSeq and is a predicted model, not a curated record.
ACAUCUCCCUUUCUUCCACUUUCCCUUUCCUUGCACGUUUUGCCCCUUCGUGCCUUUUGAAGCCAAACACAAACCCAACCACUACUCCAUGCCAGCAAACCCCACCAUGCCCGAGCUCAGUCAACCCACCAGCACCCCUAAACGUAACACCCAGCCGGGCCCGCAACAAACUGGCCCUCCGCCUCGCCGCCCGCAAAAAAGAAGCCGAAGAAUCCUCCGCACUCGAAAACGAAGAUCCAGAUACAGCAGACGCGGCAGCCAUCCAACAAGCCUUUGAAAUGCCCGUGCAACCGCUUUCCGACCUCCCCGAUUUAGAUUUAUCCGCAGUGACCGAGCGCCAGAUCAACGAGUUGAUCGGUGUGCAAGGAGGACCACAAGCACAAGCACAAGCACAGGAUAGAACUACCACAAAAGCGGUGGUUUCUGCAUACUCGUCUAGUUCAGGAGAGGAUAGUUCAUCCUCUUCAGAAGAAGAAGAAGAAGAAGAUGACGAUCGUCCUCAAGAAUCCGAAGAACAAGCAGAGCAGCAGGAUGUAAAAGGGGAUAAUGUGGUCGUGGGAGUCAAACGUCGUCCUUCAACCACAGAAGCCAAGAAACGCAUUCCUCUCGACGACGAUGACGAUGGUGAGGAGGAAGAUGAGCGUCAUCAUCAUCAUCAUCGUCAACAACAACAUCAACAGCAGAGAUCCGGGUUGCAAAGGCAAAUGUCUGAUCCAUUCGAGAGUCCGGAGGAUACCAGUAGUGAUGAGGAAAGCAGUGGUAGUAGUGAAGGAGAGGAAUUGGCUUUUGGAAGGGAGAGGCCUAUGGGUACUGAGUGAGGAUGAGAACGAGGGAACGUGGGAUGAAAGAUGAUGAUGAUGGAAAGGAUUAGCCAUAGAUCUCUUUUGUCACUUAGGGAAAUGUCAUGAAUUUUCGAAUUUGGAGAAAAAAAAUACCUAGGGCAAGAUGAG